Molecule: messenger RNA, 1068 nt
Organism: Paramuricea clavata
Lineage: Eukaryota; Metazoa; Cnidaria; Anthozoa; Malacalcyonacea; Plexauridae
Source: the annotation of a GenBank genome assembly
AUGAUUCAUUUAUACCGUAUAUUAAUUGCAAAUUUUUUUUUUGCGUCUCAUUUUAGGUUUUAUAUACAUUCUCACGUUUGGAAAUCUGUUGCAAUUGAAUCAGUCAGGAAAUUGAUCUUAGAUUGUUUUAGGUCCCGUGCGAGGGCUACAGUGAAGAGAUAUAUUAAAGAAAUUGUUUUGUUCCUGCAAUUCCAAUCUCAGAGAGGGUUAUCGGGUGUAUUGCCUGCCACAAUAGUGCAUUUGUGUUUGUAUUUGUCGUUUCUCUUAGGUAAACAAAAUGUCAGUGCAGCGUCCAUGGCUUAUGCUGCUCUUAAGUGGGUUCAUGGGAUAUUGCCAUUACCCCAAAAUCCUUUAGAUGCUGACAUAUGUCGGAAUAUGGUUGAAGUAGAAAAGAGAAGCAGAACGAGUCCAGUGGUGAAGAAAGAACCAGUUUCUGUGGAAUUGAUUAAAGAUAUUGUUCGGAAGUACGGGCAUAUAGACGCUACACUUAAAGAUUUGAGACUGGCAACUAUGUGUGUUUUAUCAUUCGCAGGAUUGUUCCGCGCAAAAGAACUUCUUAACAUUAGAGUACGGGAUAUCAUGUGGUUUGACGAUCAUUUCGUCAUUAAUGUGCCAGAAAGCAAAAUGGACUUCUAUAGACAAGGUCAGCAAGUGUUUAUAGCAAGAUCCAAUGCUGAAACUUGUCCUGGUGUUUUAAUAAACAGAUACCUCGCGAAGGCGAACAUCUUACUUAAUGACAGUGAGGUUCAUUUAUUUAGGAACCUAGUUUAUUUAAAAUCAGUAGAUAGUUACACUUUAGGAAAGAGAGUCUUGUCCUACACAAGAUUCCGUGAGAAUUUCAAAGAAUGCCUUAAAGAGUCAGGCUAUGAUGAAAAGUUGUACGGAUUGCAUAGUUUCCGUGCUGGUGGUGCAACCACAAUUGCUAAAAGUUUGACGGCUCCUAAUAAAGAGAGAUUGUUAAAACUACAUGAACGGUGGAAAACAGACAUUAGUAAAGACAUGUACAUUAAAGAAGCUAAAGUAGAAAGGCUCAUGGUUCCCAAAGCAUGGGUAUAUGAAUGUAAAUAA